This is a messenger RNA of Prunus armeniaca (apricot), 1635 nucleotides long. Lineage: Eukaryota; Viridiplantae; Streptophyta; Magnoliopsida; Rosales; Rosaceae. The record is from the annotation of a GenBank genome assembly.
AUGGAAAUUGGAACAAGACGUUUGGCUUGUGGUUCAAGGUCAACUGCUGGUCGACGGGCCGAGGGCCCACUCCAACAACACCAAUACUGUCCCCACUUAACACCGUCGUCAUCAUCAUCCUACAGCUACAAAUUAGUGCCGUGGUUGAGCUGGGACGAGUGGCUCUUCGUUGACGAAUCUCUCUUUUCGAAUUCACCUAAUUCUGUGGCCUCCGCUUUAAGAAGAAUAUCAGCAUGGAGAAGCAGAGGAUGUCUUCCUGUUGUAGUUGAAGUCACUGAGGGGCAGGGGCAGGGGCUAAUGCCAAAUGUUCUUUGCUUUGCAGUUCUAAAGGACCAGUCAAAUGAUGCUUUGGAUAAUUGCAGAGGGGUUCAAUCAAGUGAUGCUUCACUUUCAGACGAAAUGCUGGCCAUGUUAUAUUGUAUGGCAAUAAUGAGGCUUGUGAAUGGUGUUGUUGAGAAGACACGGAAGAAAACAGAGGUUUCCCUUGCUGGGGCUGCUGAUGCAAUUGUCAUUCCACGCACACUGAUUGAUAUUCGUCAUGGAUCUCACCGUGAACUUCCCGCACUUGAGGUUGUACGUAGUGCUUCAGUUAAGGCCCUUGACUGGUUGAAGUACUAUUACUGGGAGCCCCAGAAGAAAGCAAUUCCAUUUCAUGGCAAUGAAACUGCUGGCAUCAAAACUGAAAUAAGGUCGAAAUUCCAUGAAUUGGCCUUCUGCUUAAGAUUUAAGAACACUCCUCACUUGUGUUCUUCAAAAAUCAAAGAAAAACGUGGUUCUAAGAAAGACCUUACCAAGAUAUUGAAAAGCCUUGUGGGGUUGUAUUCUGCCUUCUCCUCGGAAGUUGUUUCUGUACUGUUGGAGUUCUUGUUGAAGGCUAUAAAUUCCUCAGAUUCCUCAGAGCUUCCAGUAAACACCCAAAAUAGCCCAAGCCUACAAAUUUCAUUGAAUGAGUGGAAGCUUGUGAUAGCAAAAUUUUCAAAUAAGGAACCAGAGUUACUUCUGGCUCUUCUGAAUGCAGUUCUUGAUAUGAUUGAGAAUCAGGAAGCAGUGAUAUAUGAGACGGGUUGGGUUCGCACAUCAUCAGACCGUAGGGCAGAAACACUCCAAGUUGAACACCUCUCUUCUCUGUUUAAGUGGCUGGUCAAAAUUUUUGAAGGAUUAAAGCCUCAUGUUGAAAAAGAUUCUGUAGCUGAGAUCAAAGUUUCUUCAGGAGAAAAAACAAUAUUGAAAGCGAUUCUGAUGGAACUCCUACGUAAAUGUCUUGUUCUAUCAGCCUCUGCUAAUAACCAGUUCAUGGAUUCUGCUGUCCAUCUUGCUCAACUGACGGGACAACUACCUAUUGGGAAAACUGAACAAACUGUCUUCAUUAAAAAGGUUUCUCAAUUAAUAGGAAGAAAAGAGAACUGGGAAUUGAACCAGUGUAGUGGCAAGAGAGAAGCUAGUUCUGAUUUGCACCUACUAGACAACCAAUGUAUUAAGAAGUUGAGGGAAACAGAGGAUGGCUGUGUAUCAGACAGUGAGCAUGUUUCAUCCAUAGAAGAUGUCAGUGGCCAUCUCAUGAUAGACAGGGUCUGGAAGAGAGUUGGGGAAGAAGAACUACUUGCCAUCAAGUCUGCUUUAAGGAUAUUAAUUUAG